GGUCAGUGGCGGUUGUUGCAGCGGGACGAGUUGAUUUGUUAAACAACAGGCGCCUGACAACCGUAAACAUCACUAAACUGGCUUUAAAGUUGUUUAAAAAACUCUUUCUGCUUUGUAAAUCGGAAAUAACCGGAUGUGAAAGCUUUAGGGAGGAUAAAUGGACGGCAGCAAGGAAUAAAACAUGUUUUUGAAUCCUGUUGUGGCGAGCUAGAGGGCUAAUUGUGUAGAGAAGCAGUUAGGAGGUGAUGUGUGAGUUCAUGCAUUAGGAUCAGGGAUUGAUGAUGGCUUCCAAAGUCUGGCAGCAUCCUUAUGUAAACAUAUUUAAGCAUGUGAAGUUGGAUGAAUGGAGGAAGGCCGGCAAGGAAGGAGACGUCACAACCUAUAUGGACAAGACGCUGAAGUGCACUGUGUUUCGCAUCCGCGGUUCAGUUCCGGCCAGCAACUACAUCCUGAUUCCCAAAACCAGCAGCCAGUCGCUGGGCCUCACGGGCCGCUACCUGUACCUGCUCUUCAGACCCUGUCCCAAUAAACACUUUGUAGUACAUUUGGACGUGGCUGCUGAGGAGGGUCAUGUGAUUCGUGUGUCGUUCUCCAACCUGUUCAAGGAGUUUAAAUCCACAGCAACAUGGCUGCAGUUCCCCUUCCUGUGUGCAGCUGCACCUGGUUCUGUUUACGAAAGCACAGCCAAGACCACCAAACACGGUCUGGUGGGUCCGGCCCCAGUGGGUGUGCGCUGGACGUGCCUGAUGAUGGACCUGCGUCACGUGCUUUCCGUCUACCUGAACAGAACGCACAGCCAUUUGAAGAGCGUCAAACUGUGUGCCAACAUGGCCAUUAAAAACAUUGUCACCAGCGACCUGCUGCUGGACCCUGGUCUGUCGUUUUCUGAGUUCCGGCAGGCGGGAGUGAUGCUGCCCGAGGGCACGGCUCCAAUGCCCAGAGACAUGUGCUUUCCGGUGCCAAAAGGCAGCAGCUGGCACCAGCUCUAUGAUUCCAUCAGAUUUCCUUCUGACGGUACAAAGAUGCCAUUUGACUCCAUACAGAAAGGACCGAGCACUCAAGCCUCAACUCCACAAGAACCUCUGGAUGACAGAAGUCCUUCUCGGGAGGAGAGCCGCAACGGGGCCGUCAGCAAUCCCGUGCAGGACCGUGUCUCCCUCAUCCAAAAGAUCACCACACCCAAACCUCAUGCUAAACAACGCUCACUGCUGCACACAUCCAGCCUGCCCGAGCUUGCCACAGCGCUGUCUGGAGACGAACGAAGCGCCAGAUCUACAGGCCAAAGGUCACAGAGCGAGGAGGAGGAGGAGAAGGGCAGGCUGGCGUGUGAUGACCGAGACAGCGUACAUGUGUACGCUCACUACGAGGAUGAUGACUUCAGCGCCUCUUCAACAGACAGCGAUGAAGUGGCAGCGGUCAACGCAGCUGUUCCUCGUCCGCUUCCUCUGCCUACAAGUAAACCAGCAAAGCAGCCAAGUAAGCUGCACCCUGACCCCAUACUGAAGCUGAGCAGAAUCGUUGGCUUUGGUGGAGCAACAGUGAGAUGUGCUGUGUGGGCUCGUGACGGAGAAGAGGUGGUGUAUCCAUGUCACGCCAUCAUCAUCAGUAUGAAAGUCUCAUCUGGUCAACAGCGCUUUUUCAUCGGCCACACUGAUAAAGUGUCAGCUUUGGCUCUGAACUCCAGCGCGUCUCUGUUGGCGUCGGCUCAGACAGGAACGCACUGCCUGGUCCGGCUCUGGAGCUACAGCAAAGGAGAGGCACUAACCAUUAUUCAAACACACACACACUCGCUACACUCGCUGAGUUUGUCCAGUCGCGGUGGGGUUCUGUGUGGAGUGGGCAAAGACAGACAUAACAAAACUACAGUUGUGGUGUGGAACACACAGCGCGUUCUCAAAGGGGGUGGAGUCUCAGUUCUGGCUAAAGCUCACACAGACGUCGACAUCCAGACCAUGGAGAUGACGUUUUUCGAUGACACACGCAUGGUAUCCUGCGGCGUGGGGAACGUGCGCUUAUGGCGUGUGCGCGGACGCUCUUUGCGCUCGUGCCCCGUGAACCUGGGGCAGUAUCACAGCCUGGAGUUUACCGAUGUCGCCUUCGAGCAGGGACACGCUCCGGGACGGCAGCCAGACGAGCGCACCCUCUUCGUGAGCAGUAGAAGUGGCCACAUCCUGGAGAUUGACUAUGUCUCAGUGACGAUUCAGAACAUCAGGAGGCUCCUCCCAUCGCAGCAAAGCCACGCCCACUGCAGAGAGAAGCAGACCUUGAAUACAGGUGACCGAGUCAAGGAGUUUCAAUGUGUUAUGUCCAUGGAAGGUCCUGACAAGGAGAGUGAGGUGUGUGUGUGUGUGUGUGUGUGUGUAGGGCCAGGUAUUGCAGUGAACAGCAUCAGUGUGUGCAGCGCGUUCUGUGCGACAGGCUCGGAGGACGGCUUCCUGCGUCUCUGGCCUCUCGACUUCUCCUCCGUCUUUCUGGAGGCGGAACAUGAAGGACCAGUUAGUCUGGUGUGCGUGUCUUCUGACGGUCUGAGCGUCCUGGCAGCCACCAAAACGGGAAACCUCGGCUAUCUGGACGUCAGUAGUCGCGGUUACCGCACGCUAAUGAGGUCACACACGGACACGGUGUUGGGCUUCAGCGUGGACGGAACCCGGAGCCAGAUCACCACGGCGUCCCGUGACGGCACCGUCCGUAUCUGGGACAUGGACUCCACUCAGCAGCUGUAUGACUUUGUAUCUGACGAUCAUAACGACACCCCGUCCUCAGUCGCGUUCCAUCCCAGGAUGCCCGUCUUCGCAUGCGGUUCCAGCUCUGGGACCGUCAGAGUGUUUGACAUUCCCACGUCCAGCUUACUAGCACAACACAGACAGCACCAGGGUGCCGUCGUGGGACUGGCGUUUUCUCCAGAUGGCGAACACCUGUACAGCGCUGACUCUCUGGGAUACCUCGCUCUCUAUAACGCUUCCCAACCGGAAUAUAAUGUCCGCCGCGUGCUAGGUAACACGGUUGCGCGAGGCACAAAUCGAGGCCCGGACGCUUUGGCUGUGAGUUCGGAUAGUAAACGCUUGGCGUUUGUUGGUCCCACAGAAUACAUCGUAACCAUCAUGGAUGCACAUUCGCUUGAUGAGUUACUCCGUGUGGAUGUGAGUGUAUUAGAUGUUGAGAGUACGACACUAGAUUCGGCGUUAAAGGUGUGUUUCUCGCCGUCCUCCCUGUCCCACCUGCUCAUCACGACUUCGGCCAAUAAGAUCCUGUGGAUCAACAGUAACACAGGAAGGCUACUGAGAGAGGUAUCUGAGGUGCACAAGGAUCAGUGCGCGUCUUUGUCCGUCAGCGAAGACGGACGCUACCUGCUCACUGCUGGAUACAACGCGCUGAAGGUCUGGGACUACAACAUGAAAUUAGACGUCAAGUCGCAGGUAUUCAUCGGUCACUCGGAGCCCAUUAGACAGGUGAGCUUCACUCCCAACCAGAUGGGUGUGAUUUCAGUGGGUGACGCCAUCUUUUUCUGGCACUUCCUGGCCUGUCCACAGGAAGUGCCUUCCUGCAGUCUGAGAUCACCAGUAUCUGCCAUGUCUCCUCCGAGAGCAGUGAAAGACCGGAGCAGCUCUCCUCCUGAGACAGUGGUUGUGAAACACAGUGAGGUGGAGUGUAAUGGACAAUUGUCCAGUGGGAUGCCUCGACAGGCGGCGCCUCUUCCUUCCUCGCCUCCGUCCAUUUUAGACGUGAUCACCAGAGAAAAGACGGGGCAUGAGGAUUCUUCUUUCCUGUCACUCCCUGAUUAUGUUGAAGAGGUGCAACCUGGCCCCGACCAUUCCCCUGCUCCAAGACACGCCUCUUUCCUACGAGUCACUGAAAGGGGCGGUGCCACAAAAUUGAUCAAUGGUCCAGUCAGUCAGACCAUAGUGGAGGGAAAAGGAGAGGAGAAGAAGCUGAUCCGUCCAGACUGUUACAAACACUUUAUGCCUCGUUACAAAACGUCUACACUUGACCCGGGAGCUGUAACUCCACCUCCAGGACGAGAAGGUCUUAGCCUCAAAGCUGUGAUUGGUUACAAUGGCAAUGGGCGGAGCAACAUGGUCUGGAAUCCAGACACAGGUCUGUUUGUGUACUCCUGUGGGUGUGUGGUGGUGGUGGAGAAUCUCCACAACGGUUCUCAGAGACACUGGCUCGGCCACAGCGAGGAGAUCUCAACCCUCGCCGUAACGCACGAUACCCAGACAGUGGCCUCUGCGUCAGGAGGCGGGGUGUCGUCCAAGAGCCUCAUUUGCAUAUGGAACGUUCAAGACGGGUCACGCAGAAACGGUAUUUUGUACCACAAGUGUUCGGUGCAGAGUCUGGCUUUCUCUCGAGAUGACCUCUACUUGAUGUCAGUAGGGGAUUUUGAGGAAUCGACAGUGGCACUGUGGAGCACGUACUCGUUCGAGCUGCUCUGCUCGAUCAGCGCGAGCGUCCCGCUACACGAGGCGGCGUUCUGCCCCAGCAGUGCGAGCCAACUCGCGUACGUCGGCUCCGGCGCCGUCUUUUUCUGCUACGUACAGACACGCGGCCGAGGAGCGGAGCUACAGGUCCAAACCGUGGGUUUGCCAGAGGAGAUCGGCGAGGCUGAGGUCACAUCGCUUUGUUACGACGCUAACUUCAUCCUGUACACUGGGACGAACAGUGGCCGGGUGUGUGUGUGGGACUGCAACACACACCGCUGCUUCAUGACCUGGGAAGCUGACGACGGUGAAAUCGGUGUGUUGCUGUGUCGUGGGAACAGGCUGCUCACUGGUAGUAACAGUAAGAAAUUAAAACUGUGGUCAGUGGCUGCAGUGCAGAAGCUCAGACCUUCCAACACCGAGGCAAGCAAGCAGGACUGCAACGCUCGGGUGCUACUGGAGCAGGAGAUGGUGCUGGACGGCACAGUGGUGAGCGCAGCAUUUGAUGAUGUCAUGGACAUGGGAAUUGUGGGUACAACUGCAGGAACGCUGUGGUACAUUAACUGGACAGACAACACCAGUAUACGCUUAAUCAGUGGCCAUAAGACCAAGGUGAACGGCGUGGUAUGUAGUCCAGACGAGCAUCACUUUGUCACCUGCGGGGCAGAUGGUAGUGUGAGGGUGUGGGCGCUGCCUAGCAACGAGCUGCUGGUCCAGUUUCAGGUGCUCAAUCAGAGCUGCGAGUGUGUGUGUUGGAGUCCAGCAGCAGGAGUGUGUGAGCCCGGCACAGUCGGGCGUGUGGCCGGAGGCUACAGUGACGGCUCCGUGCGGAUCUUCAGCGUAGCUUCAGCCGAGAUGGAGCUCAAACUGCAGCCUCACUACGGCGCUGUGAGCGCACUGCAGUACUCGCACCACGGUCAGGUUUUGCUUUCAGGAGGACGAGACGGCGUGAUUGUAGUGAGCAGCCCAUCAACAGGAGCCUCCUUGCGCAUCAUCAAUGACCACAAAAGGGCAUCGAUCAGCACUAUACAGUGCACAGGCAAACAGUAUAAGGAGUACGGUCUGGAGGGCAACGAACUCUGGCUGGCUGUCAGCUCCGACCGCCGCGUCAGCAUCUGGGCCUCCGAUUGGGCAAAGGACAAAUGUGAGCUGCUGGAUUGGCUGACGUUUCCUGCUCCCACCCCUCGUCAGGACACGGUGAGUUUGCCGCCCAGUCUGGCAGCGUUCAGCCCCACGGAGAGGGGAAUAGUGGUUUACACAGGGUAUGCUGCUCAGAAGGAACUCACCUUCUACUGCCUGAAGAAGAAACAGGUGAUAAGGACGGUGUCUCUCACUGACUGGGCUCUGUCUCUCAGCCUGUGUUUUCGAGGAAGACUGCUCGCUGUCGGAUCAAACCAGCGUGUGCUGAAGCUGAUCGACUCCUCCAGCGGACGUUUUCAGGAUUUCACGUGGCACAGCGACUCUGUUCACCACUGCAGCUUCAGCCAGUCGGGAACUCAGCUGUUCACUACAGCACACGGGGAGGUCUUCCUGUGGAGCCUCAGAGGCCUGUGACACACACACACACACACACACAGAGUAGUGGUAUCACAAACUCGCUACACAAUUACGACACACACUGUACACUUAAUGCUUGAGACCAAGACUGGGCUUUUGUUCUCAAAGUCCCUCGAAUCAAAUUCUUUACCUCUCAGCGUGCUUUUGUUUAAUUACUGCUGUGAACGUUCUGCGAUUUGUGUUCCGUCGCAUUGUGGUUAAGAUUUAAAUUGUUUGUUUGAACACUUUUAAAUAAACGUCAUAAAAAAGA
Messenger RNA from Neoarius graeffei (lesser salmon catfish), 6225 nucleotides. RefSeq names its product WD repeat domain 90 (gene wdr90). The coding region runs from base 279 to 5972 and encodes 1897 amino acids. Gene Ontology annotation, molecular function: protein binding. Gene Ontology annotation, cellular component: centriole. The record is from RefSeq and is a predicted model, not a curated record. NCBI's taxonomy places the organism in Eukaryota, Metazoa, Chordata, Actinopteri, Siluriformes, Ariidae. The transcript is spliced from 41 exons.